GCCAUGUCCAUCUUCACCCCCACCAACCAGAUCCGCCUCACCAAUGUGGCCGUGGUGCGGGCCCGGCGCGCCGGGAAGCGCUUCGAGAUCGCCUGUUACCGCAACAAGGUCAUGGGAUGGCGCAGCGGAGCGUCCCUUCCAACUCAGCACAUUCUGUGAUUCUGUGACCCAGUUGUGUGGGGCAGCGCCGUGUGGGCACCCGGCUGUGGCAGGGGAGAGGCCCAUGUGGGUCCUGGCUGUGGAGCCGGGGAGCUUUUGUGGUACCCAGCUGUCCAGCCCAGGAAGGUGGUGGGAUCUGCGUGAAUCCAGGGAGAAAGAUCUCGACGAGGUCCUGCAGACACACACAGUGUUUGUCAACGUUUCCAAAGGCCAGGUGGCAAAGAAAGAUGACCUUGUUAAAGCAUUUGGGACGGAUGACCAAACAGAAAUCUGUAAGAUGAUUUUAUCGAAAGGCGAGCUGCAGGUAUCGGACAAAGAACGGCACACGCAGCUGGAGCAGAUGUUUAGAGACAUCGCGACUAUCGUGGCUGACAAAUGCGUGAAUCCCGAAACAAAGAGGCCGUACACAGUGAUCCUCAUAGAAAGAGCCAUGAAGGACAUUCACUACUCAGUCAAACCAAACAAGAGCACGAAGCAGCAGGCCCUGGAAGUGAUCAGACAGUUAAAGGAGACCAUGCAAAUCGAACGUGCUCACAUGAGGCUGCGAUUUCUUCUUCCAGCAAAGGAGGGGAAGAAACUGAAAGAGAAGCUCAAGCCGCUGAUUAAAGUGAUUGAGAAUGAAGAUUUCCACGAACAGUUAGAAAUCGUGUGCCUCAUUGAUCCAGGCUGCUUCAGAGAGAUCGAUGAGCUGAUCCGGAGCGAGAGCAAAGGGAAAGGAACGCUGGAAGUGCUCAGUCUGAAAGACGUGGAGGAAGGAGAUGAAAAGCUCGAAUAACGAAACCCUGCCUGGAGCGGUUCUACGUUAACAACAUCCCGCGAAACAACCGGCCUUCGCCGCUCUCUUCCGUUAGGCCUUUGUGGUUUUUUUUUUCCCAAUCUCUUGCUGCCAAAUAUAUUCUGACACUAAUCCUUUGGGAUUUUUC
Molecule: messenger RNA, 1082 nt
Organism: Columba livia (rock pigeon)
Lineage: Eukaryota; Metazoa; Chordata; Aves; Columbiformes; Columbidae
Gene: SBDS
Product: SBDS ribosome maturation factor
Exons: 6
Coding region: 44-934 (296 amino acids)
Biological process (GO): ribosome biogenesis; cytosolic ribosome assembly
Source: RefSeq, a predicted model, not a curated record